This is a messenger RNA of Trypanosoma cruzi, 864 nucleotides long. Its product is annotated as phosphatidylinositol 3-kinase, putative. Gene Ontology annotation, cellular component: endosome; phosphatidylinositol 3-kinase complex, class III, type I; phosphatidylinositol 3-kinase complex, class III, type II. Gene Ontology annotation, biological process: endocytosis; phosphatidylinositol-3-phosphate biosynthetic process; autophagosome assembly. Gene Ontology annotation, molecular function: 1-phosphatidylinositol-3-kinase activity. NCBI's taxonomy places the organism in Eukaryota, Euglenozoa, Kinetoplastea, Trypanosomatida, Trypanosomatidae. The transcript has a single exon. The annotation marks the transcript as partial. The record is from RefSeq and is a predicted model, not a curated record.
AACAGCAGUAUGUGUAGAACCGCUUCCCAUGCUGCGCCGGAGAAUGCAGUGGCGUUGGGCCCGUGUUUUGUUCCACUUGCUCUCCCUUCACCGGAUGUGGGUGUUAUAUUCAAGAGUGGUGAUGACGUACGGCAGGAUCAGUUGGUCGUGCAACUCGUGCAGCUCAUUGACGGCAUGUUGCGAAAGGAUGGCCUUGAUCUCUGCCUCACGCCCUACCGCGUUAUGGCGACAGGGACGACGGAGGGUCUUGUGGAAAUUGUGCCAGAUGUCGUCACGUUUCAGAGUGUACAACGGGACAUUGCGGGAUACAUUCGUUCACAUAAUCCGACCAACAAGGCGUAUGAUGCUGCCAUAUGUCGCUUUACGAAGAGCUGCGCUGGCUACUGCGUUCUCACCUUUAUCCUUGGAAUUGGCGACAGGCAUUUAGAGAACAUUCUUGUGACGCACGACGGAAGGCUGUUGCAUAUCGACUUUGGGUACAUUCUCGGCAAUGACCCGAAGCCCUUCCCACCGCCGAUGAAGAUCAACAAGGAGAUGGUGGAGACACUGGGUGGGCCCCAGAGUGAACGCUAUGCGGACUUCAAGUCCUACUGCUGCAGCUCGUACAACAUUAUCCGGAAGCACGCACCGCUUAUUCUGAGCAUGUUGCUGCUCAUGGUGGAUGCGUCCAUUCCACAGAUAUCGGGCGAUGGCAAGUUGGACCCACGCGUAAAUUUGCUCAAAGUGCAGGAGAAACUGCGGCUGGACCUCUCAAAUUCCCAGGCGGCGCAGUACAUUCAAAACGUCAUCGCGGACAGCGUCGGAUCCAUCUUUACAAAUCUCUGGGACGUCAUACAUGUUGCAGCGCAGGCAACACGGCACUAA